Coregonus sp. 'balchen' is the source of this 687-nucleotide messenger RNA. The record is from the annotation of a GenBank genome assembly. NCBI's taxonomy places the organism in Eukaryota, Metazoa, Chordata, Actinopteri, Salmoniformes, Salmonidae.
AUGAAGUUUGUCGCCAAAGUAAGUCUUGGUUCAUCUCCAUUCAUUGUGGUCCCUUUAUAGAGGGGCAAUGCUCCCAGGGUAGAGGCUUGGGACCUAUCGCCUCCCUAGUGAAAGUGGAUGUUUAUGGUUUUUCUGGAUGUUCUCAGAUCAGAUCAGACCUGGACGAGGCGGGAGAGACUCUGUAUUACUCUCUGAGAGGCCCGGGAGCCAAUCAGGAGCCGGUAAAUCUGUUUGUUGUUGAAGAGACAACAGGCCUGGUCCACAUCACAGGGAUUCUAGACAGAGAACUAUUCGAGACCUACACUGUGAGUAGACACAAACACACACAAACAAACACACAUACACACUGUAUGCACAUGAGCACACACGCACGCACACACGCACGCACGCACACACACGCACACGCACACAGUAUUGUCAUGACAGACAUUUGAGGAAUGUUUGUUUGGUCUGUAGCUGACUGGCGAAGCAAAAUUCCCUAACGGCACGAUUGCUGAGUAUAGAAUGGACCUACAGAUAGCGGUGGAGGAUGAGAAUGAUAACGCCCCAGUAUUCCCCACGCUGGCACCUGCAAGCGUCAAUGAGUCAAGCCCACCAGGUAACACUCUCACCUACAGAUCCCUCUCACCCCACUAUCACAUUCCAAGUCCCAAUCACAGACUCUGUAGAAAUGAAAGGCGGAAAUAG